Molecule: messenger RNA, 849 nt
Organism: Ogataea parapolymorpha DL-1
Lineage: Eukaryota; Fungi; Ascomycota; Pichiomycetes; Pichiales; Pichiaceae
Product: Sorbose reductase SOU1
Exons: 1
Coding region: 1-849 (282 amino acids)
Cellular component (GO): intracellular anatomical structure
Molecular function (GO): oxidoreductase activity, acting on NAD(P)H, oxygen as acceptor
Source: RefSeq, a predicted model, not a curated record
AUGACAAUACCAACUGUAGAGACCCCAAAUACAUUCGAAGGAAGAUUUGUUAAUCCCCCAGGGCCAGUUUUGGCGCCCAACGUCCUAGACCUUUUCUCAUUGAAGAACAAAGUCUGCGUUGUAACCGGAGCUGGCCGAGGAAUUGGCUACCACAUUGCAGAAGCCUACGCGCAAGCCGGUGGACGUAUAGCUAUUUGGGAUUACGAGGAACCAACGAAGGCAGCAGCCAAAAUCACUGAGAACACUGGUGCAGAAACAAAAUCCUACGGGUGUGACGUUGGAGAUCAGCAGAAGGUUAAAGAAACCGUCGAUCAAAUAGUCAAAGAUUUUGGAACCAUUGAUGUUUUUGUUGCGAAUGCUGGUAUCCAUAUUGUUACAGACGGAGUUAUUGAUACUCUGGAUGAGGAUGGGUCGAGAUGGUCUAAAGUUAUGAACGUUAAUCUCAAUGGAGUUUACAAUUGUUCGAAAGCAGUUGGUAGAGUAUUCAAAGAACGGGGGUCAGGAUCAUUGAUUUUUACCGGAUCUAUGUCUGGUCAUAUAGUGAAUAUACCAAUUCAUCAUGCAGCUUACAACACAAGCAAGGCGGGGGUUAUUCACUUUGCAAAGUGUCUUGCAAUGGAAUUCAAAGAUUUUGCCCGAGUCAAUACAGUUUCACCCGGAUACAUUGAUUCUGGAAUCAACAACCAUGUAGACCCCGCUCUACGUGAAACAUGGCAGAAAGAGAUUCCUCUUGGAAGAGAGGGAUAUCCCCGGGAAUUGAUUGGGGCCUACCUCUAUUUUGCUUCGGACGCAUCCACAUACGCCACUGGGUCGGACUUAAUUGUCGAUGGUGGCUACACCAUUCAUUAG